UAGUUCCAUAUGUUAAUUUUAAGUUGAUAAAAAUACGUUUUUGGUAUAAAAAACACACAAAGGGCUUACCAAACAAGUACACAACACACAGGAGCCGAUAUUUUUCAGCGAUAUUUUAUGUGGAAAUGACAAGAUAGUUCUUUAUUCGGAAAUGGAGGAUAGACGUUUAGAUGACCGUUACCAUUUUGGCAAUGAUGACGAAGUGGCUGAGCUGCCCAGGUCAUCAAGAACAAGGAUGUCCCCUAGAUAUGCAGGAUCAGUUGAAUACUUUCCUUUAGAAUCUUAUAACAGAAUGGUUUAUUCGCCUAGAUCAAGACAACGUGCAAUUUCUCCUAGAUCGCCAAGAUCUCCUAGAACACUAAGGAGCGUCGAAUGUGUUACCCCUUCAUCUUCAGUGGGUUGUAGAUGUGAACCUUCCCCUCAGUUCAUAGAAAAUUCACAUACACCUUCUGAAAUUCCACCAGGGAUGUCGGGGUUGCGUAGAUCGCCUCGUUAUUCCCCGGAGAUAGUCGAACACAGAAGACCCGAAGCUAUGGAACAGAGUUUAAAUGGUAUUUCGCGAUCAAGAUUCUACUGUCGCCACCGCACAAACCGUGUGUCGAAUCAUAACCGGUACAGUGUAACAGGCCAACAAGACCUGUCGGAGACCUCGGGAUCUGGGGAUAGUUCGAUAGAACGAGACUUCGGAGCAGUAGAGCCCAAUUUGUUUCAACGGAUGCGCCUGCAGAAAAAAUCGCGGAGGUUUAGUAGAAGAUACGUACCAGACCAAAGAGGGGAAACGAAUUUAGAUUCUGUAUACAACGAAAACACACUGCGGGAAAGUCGAAACGAGGUAUGGUUUGAGCGCGAGACGUACUCGAUAGAUGAAAAUUAUGAUUACUCCGAAGACAACACGAUCCCUUUUGUGAGAAAUACCGGUAACCGUGUUACAAGUCCUUCAGAGUUAAGGCCUCCUCAUACAAACUUUACCCCGCAAACUUUGCAGUCUAGGGCAUAUCCAAAACGUCUUUCGGUCAGUACUUCAGAUUCACCUCGUACGUGUUGACAUUUCAGUUUUAUAUGUAGGAAAACAACCGCUCAAUUACAGACAAACCUAUUUAAAAACCCAAUAUUAAAACAACAAACACAUUUGUAAAUUUUUUACACAUUAUUUUAAAAAUAUGAUCAUAUGUGAGC
This is a messenger RNA of Cimex lectularius (bed bug), 1176 nucleotides long. RefSeq lists its product as uncharacterized. The record is from RefSeq and is a predicted model, not a curated record. The transcript has 2 exons. Bases 152 to 1045 code for a protein of 297 amino acids. NCBI's taxonomy places the organism in Eukaryota, Metazoa, Arthropoda, Insecta, Hemiptera, Cimicidae.